AAGUACAAACCGUAAAAAGUGCUUGAUAAUUAAAUAAAAUUGAAUUUUUCGAAUCAGUUUCUGCACAGUUGGCAACGCUGUCCGGUCAAAGUCUACGUGUUUUGUGAGGGUGAUACAGAAUUUAAUAUUAUUUUAAGUUAAAGUUUCAAUUAGAUCGUGACCCAAUUCGAAAAAAAUGGCAUCGUACAUCGCUAGGAACAUUGUCAAAAGCCCAGCCGCCUUAGGUCUCGCACAACAAAAAUUAGGUGUCCGUGCAUUUUCCGUUGGCAACCAGCUCAAUCAGAAAAAAGCCAAACCAACCCCUGGGCAGAAUAUAGUGCUGGUUGAUGGAGUACGUACCCCAUUCUUGCUUUCUGGCACUGAAUACUCCAAAUUCAUGCCCCAUGAUUUGGCCACACACGCUCUCAGGGGAAUCUUGGCAAAAACAGGAGUUCCAGCUGACUUAAUUGACUAUGUCAUCUAUGGAACAGUCUUACAGGAAGUCAGAACCUCAAACAUUGCUAGGGAAGCCGCCUUAUGUGCAGGUUACAGUGACAAGACUCCUGCACAUACAGUCACCAUGGCAUGCAUUUCAUCAAAUGUGGCCAUGACCACAGCUAUUGGUUUGAUUAACAGUGGAGUUUACAACAUGAUUGUUGCUGGUGGUGUAGAAUUUAUGUCAGACAUUCCCAUCAGACUAAGCAGGAAAAUGCGUAGCUUGCUGCUGAGACAAAACAAAGCCAAAACUCUUGGCCAGAAAUUAAGCUUGUUCUCGCAAAUUCGUCCCGAUUACUUAAUCCCAGAGCUUCCAUCAAUUUCCGAAUUUUCUUCUGGUGAAACUAUGGGUCACUCUGCUGAUAGAUUGGCUGCUGCCUUUGGAGCCACCAGGCAAGAACAAGAUGAUUACGCCCAACGUUCUCACUCCUUGGCCCAACAAGCUUCUGAUAAAGGAUACUUCACUGACCUUAUUCCAGUUCAUCUGCCAGGCAAUGACAAACCCAUAGUAAAAGACAACGGAAUUAGAGUAUCAACCAAGGAACAAUUGGCCAAACUGAAACCAGCCUUUAUCAAACCCCAUGGCACAGUUACAGCUGCCAACGCCUCCUUUUUGACUGACGGCGCUUCAGCAUGCUUGAUUACCACCGAAGCACGUGCCAAAGAAUUAGGACUGAAACCCAAAGCGUACCUCCGUCAUUUCACCUACGUAUCACAAGACCCCAUCGAUCAGCUGUUGCUCGGCCCUGCUUACGGCACACCCAUUAUUCUAGAAAAAGCAGGUCUCGAAUUGAAAGAAAUCGACACUUGGGAGUUCCACGAGGCCUUUGCUGGUCAAAUUUUGGCCAACCUUAAGGCCCUCGACAGUGACUGGUUCGCCCAGAGGUUCAUGAAGAGACAGACGAAAGUUGGAGCCCCCGAUAUUGCGAAAUUCAACACCUGGGGUGGAUCUCUCUCCAUCGGACACCCGUUCGCCGCCACCGGUGUCAGAUUGGCAAUGCACACGGCCAAUAGGCUAGUUAGGGAGGACGGACAGUACGGUAUUGUAGCCGCCUGCGCCGCCGGAGGACAGGGUGUUGCUAUGUUGCUUGAAAGACAUCCAGAUGCCACAGCCAACUAAAAAAUACAUUAUCUUUUUAUAUACAAUAAUUUGGUGCCUUCUACACUGUACAUCCUGUAUAUUUUUAUUUUUAUAAAUAGCAUGUUUAGACUGUAAAAUGUUAUUGUUAAGCAUAUUUAUAAUCAAUAUGAUAAAUUUUUAAAUUAUUUUAUGUAAUGUAUAAUACAAUUUUUAAUACAAAACAAUUUACAAAAUAUACAUAUUAAAAACAG
Aethina tumida (small hive beetle) is the source of this 1806-nucleotide messenger RNA. RefSeq names its product trifunctional enzyme subunit beta, mitochondrial (gene Mtpbeta). Lineage: Eukaryota; Metazoa; Arthropoda; Insecta; Coleoptera; Nitidulidae. Gene Ontology annotation, molecular function: acyltransferase activity, transferring groups other than amino-acyl groups. The record is from RefSeq and is a predicted model, not a curated record. Gene Ontology annotation, biological process: fatty acid beta-oxidation. Bases 176 to 1594 code for a protein of 472 amino acids. The transcript is spliced from 9 exons.